Molecule: messenger RNA, 846 nt
Organism: Cylicostephanus goldi
Lineage: Eukaryota; Metazoa; Nematoda; Chromadorea; Rhabditida; Strongylidae
Source: the annotation of a GenBank genome assembly
AUGAUUGCGAAUAAGCUGAAGCCGAAUUACUAUUAUGAGAUAGAGAUUGUGGGACUUUCCAUGGCUCUUCUGCAACUGUUCUUUAGGGUAAUCAUCAUGCGUCGAAUGUUCUCGUUGGUGGGCACCGUGUUUCUUCUCAGAUGCGUCACUAUGAUGAUCACAUCUUUGUCGGUACCUGGGGUACAUCUGGAAUGUCAGGCAAAAUUUCUUUUCUGUACAUCAUCAUUCUUUCACUUAUUGCAACCAAGUGUUGUUCUUGUAGCCUAUGUAGAGAGUUACGGGAGCCUUGUUGACAAACUGAUCCAAGCGUUUCAUAUUUGGUCUCAUCUGGGACUUUCGAUACAGGGUGUGAGAACUUGUGGUGAUUACAUGUUCAGCGGUCACACUACUGCGAUUACGCUGCUAAACCACUUGAUCACGGAGUAUACCCCUCCAUCGUGGACUUUUCUCCACACUACGACCUGGGUGUUGAAUCUCUUUGGAGUCUUCUUCAUACUUGCGGGACAUGAACAUUAUUCAAUUGAUGUUUUUAUAGCUUUCUACAUCUCGUCUCGCAUGUUUCUUUAUUACCACGCUUAUGCCUACAAUCAUGCCAAUCUGACAGCGACUGACGAUCGAAUACGGCUGUGGUUCCCGCUUGGGUGGUUCUUCGAAGCUGGAAGUAUGGGAAAGGUUCCCAAUGAGUUCGAAAUGCCAUUGCGACUGAUAAUGCCGCGUUGGCUAAACGGUCAUCAUCAUCAUCAUCAUGAGCAGCAUCAUGACGAGGAGGAAAAGGAAAAGAAGGACGAAAACAGACAUGAGAAAGAGGGAAAACACGGAAAGAGAUCGAAGAAGAAGACACACUAG